Molecule: messenger RNA, 2367 nt
Organism: Poecilia latipinna (sailfin molly)
Lineage: Eukaryota; Metazoa; Chordata; Actinopteri; Cyprinodontiformes; Poeciliidae
Product: chemokine-like receptor 1
Exons: 2
Coding region: 1147-2160 (337 amino acids)
Biological process (GO): positive regulation of cytosolic calcium ion concentration; phospholipase C-activating G protein-coupled receptor signaling pathway; complement receptor mediated signaling pathway
Cellular component (GO): plasma membrane
Molecular function (GO): G protein-coupled receptor activity; complement receptor activity
Source: RefSeq, a predicted model, not a curated record
CAUUCUGUCUGCAGUCACUCUUGUUUGACUCAGUUUAGGAUAACACCAACGUUAGUCUUGACUCUCCCUCCAGGGCCAACCUGAGAGUCUUGCAGGAGUCUUAGGACCCCUGCUGGCCUGGGACCCUGAGAGAGCUCAACCAAUUACAUCAACUGCAAAACUUUGAGAAAUGGUGGGCUUCAGUAAAGAUAAAUAAACUGCGGUGUUCUCAGGAUGCAUACAACAAAUACAUUGUCAGGUUGAGGAAGUGGCCAAGACCAACAAGUCUUAAUUUCCAUAGAGGGAGGAACUGAUAAAAUCACAGGAACAGAGUUACAGAGGUUGAGGUUUACCACGUCAAACAAGAUCCAGGACAAGGGUAAUGCAGUGAUGUCCCUGAAACAAUCAAAAACAUAAAACCAGGCCGUAGCAUACUGGCAGGCAAAGCUUACAUGGAACACCAGAGCCAAGCAGAUGAAAUAGUGGACAACAAUGUGGGACAGACCAGCAAGAGUGUUUAAGAAUAAUAAGGCUAAGAUUGUGUGGGACGUGCGAAUCCAGACUGACAAUCGGGUAUUGUGAAUUUAGACGAAAUAGAAAAGAGAACAGCCAUGGCAUAUAUCGCAAUCCCAAGCAACAUCAGGAAGAAGGAACAUAGGAAGCUUGAGAAAUACCAAAGGGUCAAAGAGGAAAUAGAGAAGUAGUGGGGGGGUCGGGGUUUGAGUGGUGACAUUGGUCAUCAGAAAGUAAACAAAAUUAAAAACCAUGUGUUUAACAGUUUUUAUUUUACAAAAUAGUUUUUGUAAAAACAAAAAAAAAACAAUCAAAACCAGGUGUCUUUUCCCUUCUUCUUAUCAACUACUUGAUUCACUGCAAUAAUUUGUCUCAGAAACUUCCUAACGUGUAGUGGUAUCACAAAAUGUUAAAAUGUUUGUGUGUGUUAAACUUUUAUUAGGCACUGAAAUGAAACUGCGUUCUGAUGUUUAUCAUUCUGACCGGGCAUCAAACCUUUUCUCACAACAGUUGAACUACUAGUUUCUUGCAAUCUUGAAUCUGUUAAGCAACACGCUCAGAGAAAGAGAAGUGAGAAGUUAUAUUCAGCACAGAGAACUACGGAAGGGAGAUGAUAAGGUCUGUUUUUACAUCCACACAAGAAGAAAACUAACAAUGGAGGUGGAUUACGUUGAAUACGAUGAUUACACUCCAAACAAUGAAACUACAAACCUCCUGCAACAAUCAGACAACUCUCAGUCCUCUCUGACUCUUGUUAUUGCCGUGGUCAACAUCUUCAUAUCGUUUCUUGGUCUGAUAGGGAAUGCUUUGGUGGUGUGGAUCUGUGGGUGUAAAAUGAAAAGAACGGUCAUCACCACCUGUUACAUCAGCCUGGCUCUUUCAGGCUUGUUUGUUUGUAUCUUUUUGCCCUUUAACAUUUUUUAUUUGCUGACCUCAAACUGGCCUUUUGGGCAGGUUUUGUGCAAGUUCACCUCCUCUGCUUUGUUUCUCAACAUGUACAGUAGUGUGUUUCUGUUGGUCAUAAUCAGCGCUGACCGUUGUGUCCUUGUUUUGUUUCCUGUGUGGGCAAACAACCACCGAACGGUGCACAAAGCAUACGGAGCCGUCGCCGUGAUGUGGCUUCUCGCUGGACUACUAACACUUCCUGCGGCAAUUUUUAGAACCACCGCAGUCCAAGAAUCCAUCACCAAGUGCCAGUUGAAUUACACCUCCAUUUUCACAUACAAGGCUGUGGUACUGGGUCGGUUCUUCUGUGGAUUUCUUGUUCCUUUCUUGAUUAUUGUACUCAGCUGCGUGGUGAUCGGUGUGAAGCUGAGAGCCUCAACCGUUCGAUCCAAAAGGCCUUAUAAAAUCAUGGUGGCACUCAUCCUGUCGUUUUUCUUCUGCUGGGUCCCCUACCAUACUUUUGCCCUCAUGGAAAUGAACCUUAAGAAACACAGGCUAGAUGUUAUUGAGGCUGGAAUAAAAGUGGGGAACACCCUGGCAGCAGCUAAUGCCUUCAUAUCCCCCAUUCUCUACGUGUUCAUCGGCAAUGACUUCAAGCGAACUCUGAAGCGCUCUGUGAUGUCAAGGUUUGAGGAGGCGAUGGCUGAGGAUAUCCGCACGACUGGGUUCAAUCACUCAAGAUCCAAAUCAAUGGAAAUAAUUCAAACUCACACUAUUUCCUAAAAAAAACAACAAAAAAAAACAUAUUGUAUCUUGAUCUUCUUUAAGUUGAUUUAAAUCUUUAGCUGUGAAAAACACAAAACAUGUAUUUUUUAUUUAAACUUUUUGAUGGCUUUUAAUUAUUUUUGCUAUCCUUUGUAACUGAAACAAAUGCUGUGGUUGUAACUAAAUGAAUUAUCUACAAUAAACUGUUGUUCUAUGCACUAAAAA